Corylus avellana is the source of this 1532-nucleotide messenger RNA. RefSeq names its product MADS-box protein SVP. Gene Ontology annotation, molecular function: RNA polymerase II transcription regulatory region sequence-specific DNA binding; DNA-binding transcription factor activity; protein dimerization activity. Gene Ontology annotation, biological process: positive regulation of transcription by RNA polymerase II. Gene Ontology annotation, cellular component: nucleus. The record is from RefSeq and is a predicted model, not a curated record. NCBI's taxonomy places the organism in Eukaryota, Viridiplantae, Streptophyta, Magnoliopsida, Fagales, Betulaceae.
UUUUCUCUCUCUCUCCCUAUCUUAAAACUUUUUGUGGCAAGUGUCGGAUGUCAACAGCCCUACAAACGACAAGAAAGGAAAGGAAGCAGUGAAGCUAGAACAGUAGGGUUCAUCAAUUAUUCUUCGAUCUCCUUCUUCACCCCCACAGUGUUUCUGCAAACUAGGGUUGGUUGGUUAGAGAUUGUUGGCCUAAUUUGGAAAAUUCCCCGUCUUUCUUUUUUUCCUUUGUUCUUACUCUCUACAUACCACUCUCUCUCUCUCUCUCUCUCUCUCUCCACAUUUUCCAUAUAUAGAAUGCUUACUAAGCACUAGAAGACUGGUGGAAGAUCUGCAAGAUUAGUUGAUUGUUGUCUGAAGGGUAUAGGAGUUUGAAUUUGCUGUCUCUGAGGGUCGGAUCAUUUUUUAAUUUCUCUCAAAAAUGACGAGGAGGAAAAUCCAGAUCAAAAAGAUUGACAACACAACGGCAAGGCAGGUGACUUUCUCAAAGAGGAGGAGGGGGCUGUUUAAGAAGGCUAUGGAGCUCUCAACUCUCUGCGAUGCUGAAAUUGCUCUCAUUGUCUUUUCUUCUACUGGAAAGCUCUUUCACUACGCCAGCUCAAGUAUGCAACAGGUAAUUGGACGACAAAAUAUACAUUCAAAGAAUCUCGACCAACCAUCUUUGGAGCUGCAGCUUGACAACAGUGCCUGCACCUCGUUGAGCAAUGAAAUCAUGCAGAAGACUCGUGAACUGAGGCAGUUGAAGGGAGAAGAGCUCCAAGGAUUGAAUAUGGAAGAACUAAAGAAACUAGAGGAACUUCUCGAGGAAGGCUUGAGUCGCGUUUUAAAAGCAAAGGAUGAAAGAUUUCGAGAAGAGAUGAGUGCCCUUGAGCGGAAGGUAUCCCAACUGAUGCAGGAUAACCAACAACUAAAACAGCAGAUGGAGAAACAGUUUAACAUUAAAACACAUGCAAUUGAACAAGGUCAGUCAUCUGAGUCAAUCACCAAUAUUUGCAGCUCAGCUGAUCCCCCUCAAGACCAAGACAACAACAACACUUCUCUCAAGUUGGGGUUACCUUUCCCUACUGAUUUUGAAAGAUAAAAGAAGGUAAAGAGUACAUGGGACACAUUUUCUUUAUGGGUAAUACUAUUUAGUAGAUUCGGUCUUGUAUAACUGCCAUAUAGUUAGAUGACGUGACAAAAAAUCAGCCAAUGAAUCGGCACUUGUGAAAAUAAAUAAAUAAAUCGAGUGAUAAUCAAAUGGCUGAUUUUGACUGCACGUGAUCCAAGUGUAUAGUAAUUAUACAAGAAUCUACUAAAUAGAAUUACUCUUUCUCAAUUUAACAAUCGACUAUCAAAAGCAUUGGAAAAAUAAAUGGGAUUCUACAAAGGAAAGGAAAGGAUAUGGAUUCCAGACAUAAUGCAGAAUGACAAUAAAUGGGCUGAAAGGUUUGUUCCGAAAUGGCCCAUUAAGGAAAAGAUCACAUGUUAUAUUCAUUUUCCUAUUGAUAAAUUGUAUCGAUUAGUUAAUGUCAAUCAUAAAAAUGUUUUACCAA